Messenger RNA from Durusdinium trenchii, 988 nucleotides. The record is from the annotation of a GenBank genome assembly. NCBI's taxonomy places the organism in Eukaryota, Dinophyceae, Suessiales, Symbiodiniaceae.
AGGCCAUGUCUUUGGCCCACCCAGAUCGGGGCCCGGGGUCUCCGAAUCCACUAUGCAUGGCAGGCCAUGGCCCUCCAGGCCGCUGUGGUUCGAGGAUGGCUACUACGAGCCCGGGAAAGGGGAAUAUCUUCCAUCUUCAGAACAGGAUGUGCAUGCUUUGGCGCUGGCCCAACAGCAGCUUCGCCUGCAGAGCGCGGAACUCCAGCGUCUCCGCAUGGAAGUCCGACAGCUCCGUCAGGCAUGUGACGAGGGGAGUGCCAUGAAUCAGUAUUUGAUGGCGCAGCUCGAGACCGUGAAAGCGCAAUUGCGCAGUGCACAGCAGGCCGCGGCUGGUGCCACUCAGAUUUUCGCUGCGGGCGCGGGUGACUUCCACAUCCCGUCCCCGCGCGCGGUGCCGACGCCCUUCCACUCGGACGAAGGCGGAAGCACUUCGAGAUUCCUACCCAGGGAAAUCCAGGUAGAGGAUUUGCCCGAGGACGUUCCAACGAUCGGCUCCUUAGGGCACCCCGAGAAUUGCAAACCUUGCUUCUACAUGUUCAACAAGAAGGGCUGCCAUUUUGGAAGGUCUUGCCAAUACUGCCACUUAGAGCAUGUGAAGCGGAAGAAGGAAAGGCCACCGAAAUUGGUACGGCAAGAAUGCCGCGAGAUAGCAAAUCAGGUGUUCAGAGAUCUUGGGGCUUCGUCAUCACAGACCUCAAAUCUGGAAGCCUUGAGGAGCCGCGCAGAGUUGGCGCGAGCCAGUCAAGUGACCGCCAACUAUGCGGCCUCCGUGCUGCGUGCCAUGGAACGGCGUACCAGCGGGGCGGCUUCAUCGGCAGAGGAGCCAAGUGCAAGUUUGCCUGGGCAAGGUGCCACGGAAGAACAUGAGACAGAUGUCCAUUCGUUGCAAUGAGCGAGCGCUGGGGUUCCAGUCCAAGGUGCAGGACAACCUUGGAUUUGUCUCACCUAUAUAUAGGAAUCUUUGGGAAGAAAUCUGCUCAAACUUGGA